AUGUCACCUCAGGGGCACCGUUUCAUAUCCACCACUGCUGCUGAACCAAGAACAGCAGUUAGUCCAGUUUUUAACUGUGAGCUUGAUAAUGGAACAUACAUCUGCACUGGUGCUCAGUAUCACAUGUACUGCAACACAGGAAUGCAUCAUUUCAACUACCAGAGAUACCAAAACCAAAAUCAAUACCAGUGCAUAAGUAAUGACUGUAUCUGUGUUGGUAAUAAUGACACAUGUACAUGCUACUUUAAUACUUCAUCCUGCUUCUGUAAUAUCUUUAGAAAUAACAUCACUGUCCCUACAGCAGUUAGGCCAGUCUAUGAAUGUAUGCGUUAUAAUGACCUGUACAUCUGCACUGGUUCUCAGUAUCGCAUGUACUGCAACACAAGUGUACAUGAUUUCCAUUACAACAGAUACCAUUACCACUGUAUGAGUGGUAACUGUGACUGCAUUGGUAAUAAGGACACCUGUACUUGCUACAGUAGCACUUUGUCCUCCUGCUUCUGUAAUAGCAGUAUCACUAUUCCUGCAGCAGUUAGUCCGGUCUUUGACUGUGUGCUAUAUAACGACACCUACAUCUGCACUGGUGCUCAGUAUCGCAUGUUUUGCAACAUGAGAAUACAUUAUUUCAACUACCAGAGAUAUAGAAACCAAAACCAAUACCAGUCCCAAUGCAGUAGUAAUAACUGUUACUGCAUUGGUAAUAAGGACACCUGUACAUGUUACAGUAGCACUUUGUCCUCCUGCUUCUGUGAGAAUUACGGCAAUAUAAUCGCCAUCCCUGCAGCAGUCAGUCCAGUCCCAGACCCUAACUGUGUGCUUUAUAAUGACAAAUACAUCUGCACUGGUGCGCAGUAUCGCAUGUACUGCAACACAAGAAUGCAUGAUUUCUCCUUCCAGAGUUAUCAGUACAAAUACCAGUACCAGUGUGUGAAUAAUAACUGUAACUGCAUUGGUAAUAAGGACACCUGUACAUGCUCUAGUAGUACUUUGUCCUCCUGUUUCUGUGAGACUUAUGGCAAUAGCAUUGCUCUCACUGCAGCAGUUACUCCAGCACAUGACUGUGUGCUUUAUAAUGACACAUCAUACAUCUGCACUGGUGCUCAGUACCAAAUGUAUUGCAACACAAGAAUGCAUGAGUUCAACUACCAGAGAAAUAGAAACCAAAACCAAUAUCAGUUCCAGUGUUGGAAUAAUAACUGUAACUGCUUUGGUAAUAAGGACACCUGUACAUGCUACAGCAGCACUUUGUCCUCCUGCUUCUGCAAGACUAAUGGCAAUAUCAUUGCUCUCACUGCAGCAGUUAGUCCAGCUUAUGGCUGUGAGUUAUAUAAAGGCAUAUACAUCUGCACUGGUGUUCAAUACCGCAUGUACUGCAACACAACAGUGCAUGAUUUCUACUAUCGGAGAUAUCAGAACCAAAACCAGUAUCAAUGUGUGAAUAAUAAUUGUUACUGCAUUGGUAAUAAGGACACCUGUACAUGCUACAGCAGCACUUUGUCCACGUGCUUCUGUGAGACUUACAGCAAUAACAUCACCAUCCCUACAGCAGUUAGUCCAGUAAGAGUCUCUCAAUGUGUGCUUUUUAAUGACACGUACAUCUGCACUGGUGCUCAGUAUCGCUUGUUCUGUGACACAAGAAUGCAUGAUUUCUACUAUCGAAGAUAUAGAUACCAAAACCAAGACCAGUACCAGUGUGUAAAUAAUAACUGUUACUGCACUGGUAACAAUAAUACUUGUACAUGCUCUGGAAGCACUUUUUCCUCCUGCUUCUGUGAGACUUAUGGCAAUAGCAUUGCUCUCACUACAGCAGUUAGUCCAGUCUAUGGCUGUGUGCUUUAUAAUGACACAUCAUACAUCUGCACUGGUGCUCAGUACCAAAUGUACUGCAACACAAGUGUACAUGAUUUCCAUUACGAUAGAUACCAUUACCACUGUUUAAAUAAUAACUGUUACUGCAUUGGUAAUAAGGACACCUGUUCAUGCUCUAGUAGCACCUUGUCUUCCUGUUUCUGUAAGACUUAUGGCAAUAUCAUUGCUCUCACUACAGCAGUUAGUCCAGUCUAUGACUGUGUGCUUUAUAACGACACGUACAUCUGCACUGGUGCUCAGUACCACAUGUAUUGCAACACUAGUAUGCAUGAUUUCCAUUACAGUAGAAACCAUUACCACUGUUUAAAUAAUAACUGUUACUGCAUUGGUAAUAAGGACACCUGUUCAUGCUCUCGUAACACUUCAUUCUCCUGCUUCUGCACAAAUCACAGCAGUAGCAUCACUAUUCCUGCAGCAGUUAGUCCGGUCUAUGACUGUGUGCUUUAUAACGACACAUACAUCUGCACUGGUGCUCAGUAUCGCAUGUUCUGCAACACAAGAAUGCAUUAUUUCAACUAUUGGAGAUACAGAAACCAAAACCAAUAUUAUUAUGAAUGCUGGGGUAAUAACGGUUACUGCUUUGGUAAUAAGGACACCUGUACAUGCUACGGCAGCACUUUAUCCUCCUGCUUCUGUGAGUCUAACAUCUCCAUCCCAACCACAAUCAGUCCAACUAAUGCAGGUGCGAAUAUCACACUGCCGGAUCAAUACAGGAGUCAGACCUCCAGAGGAUAUAUUCAAAAUCUUCUUGAGCAGAUAGAGAACAUGACAGCUCAAGAGCUUCCUUUGUAUACUGUGAUGAGCAUUUUGACUGUGGUAUUCAACACUUCAGAGAAGAUUUUAGAGUCAUCUUCAUCAGAAAACUCAACUGAACUAGCCUUGUUUGGAAACCAUGUGUUAAAAACCAGUGAGAAACUCAUUUCUACAUUAGUGAAGCCGACAGACACAAGUGACAGUGUCAGUUUUACUCUUCCUGCUGUAGAGGUAGAAGUCUUCAUGGUUGGACCAAAGGUCACCUUAGAGAAAAUCCCUCGACUUAACACAACAAACUCUUCUGUGGACAUCGAUCUCAUUGGGAUCGCUAGGAACAACAAUGGAAGAUCAGCUGCUGUGGCUUUCAUGAGCUACAACACAAUGGAGAAACUACUGAAGCCAGACUUCUUCAAAACAUCAAACAACACGAUUAAAACCAUGAUGUCCACUGUGAUCUCAGCUACUCUUCCCAAAACCACCAACACUACACUCACCAAACCAGUCAACUUCACCUUCAGACACAUCAGAGAAUUUGAUCCCAGUGGUUCACUGUCCUGUGUGUACUGGAAUAUCAGAGAGUGGAUUGGAGAUGGUUGUUCUGUUUUAAAGACUAACAGCAGCUACACUGUGUGUUCCUGUGUUCAUCUGUCCACAUUCGCUCUUGUGCAAAUCAGCCGCCCACCAAAGAUGGAUCUGGUGAUUUGGGGGUGUGUAAUCGUGGGACUGAUGUUCUUCAGUUUGGCGCUGUUGGCCUUUGCCCUUUAUAACUGGAGUCCUGUGCGUAAUUGGAUACGUGGUUGCGUUGUGCUGGGUCCUGAAGGCUACAACAGGGAAGAGUGA
Cyprinus carpio (common carp) is the source of this 3462-nucleotide messenger RNA. RefSeq lists its product as uncharacterized. Bases 1 to 3462 code for a protein of 1153 amino acids. Lineage: Eukaryota; Metazoa; Chordata; Actinopteri; Cypriniformes; Cyprinidae. The record is from RefSeq and is a predicted model, not a curated record. The transcript is spliced from 9 exons.